This is a messenger RNA of Branchiostoma floridae (Florida lancelet), 469 nucleotides long. Its product is annotated as monocarboxylate transporter 13-like. The record is from RefSeq and is a predicted model, not a curated record. Gene Ontology annotation, molecular function: monocarboxylic acid transmembrane transporter activity. Bases 32 to 469 code for a protein of 145 amino acids. Gene Ontology annotation, biological process: monocarboxylic acid transport. NCBI's taxonomy places the organism in Eukaryota, Metazoa, Chordata, Leptocardii, Amphioxiformes, Branchiostomatidae. The transcript is spliced from 4 exons.
AUAUUUUUUUUUCGACAGUGCACUGCGCUACAUGAAGAAAAUGUCGUCGAUAGAAAGGAGCAGCCCAGCGCCCGAAACCGAUGAAGGAAUGAAAAGGCCCUCCGAAAAACGCGCGGAGGCCCCGGAUGGAGGCUGGGGGUGGUGCGUGGUCCUGGCCGGGUUUACCGUGUGUUUCUGUACGGCGGGGACGAUAAGGUCUCUGGGCGUGUUCUUUCUUGAGUUUGUUGACCACUUUGACACGACCUACGGGAAGACGUCCUGGAUCACGUCCAUCACGCUGGCAUCCAUGUACGGAGGAGGCCCCCUCGCGAGUCUGGCGAACAGAGCCGUGGGGCCUCGGUGUGCGGUGAUGUUGGGAGGAGUGAUGAGCGCCUGUGGCUGCAUGUUUGCCAGCUUCUCUACCAGGGUCGUCUACGUGUACCUAACUCUUGGCGUCAUGACAGCUGUCUUCCAGACAGGGAGGAAGUGA